Molecule: messenger RNA, 2329 nt
Organism: Pongo pygmaeus (Bornean orangutan)
Lineage: Eukaryota; Metazoa; Chordata; Mammalia; Primates; Hominidae
Gene: COPS7B
Product: COP9 signalosome subunit 7B
Exons: 7
Coding region: 462-1256 (264 amino acids)
Biological process (GO): COP9 signalosome assembly
Cellular component (GO): COP9 signalosome
Source: RefSeq, a predicted model, not a curated record
AUAGGAUACAAUAUUCAUCUGGUGUUGUUGCCUAGAGUUUGUCCCAGCGGAGGGUUGGCUUCGGAUCUGCAGAGGCUUUAGGGACCUGCUCCAGCCACUGAGCACACUAGCCGUCUGAGACGGCAGCUGAGUUGCACUGUGCGACGCGACAGAGACUACAUUUCCCAGCAUUCCAGCGGCGCACACGGCGGACCACAGAUCCCAGCGCACCACAAAGAGGCCCGGGGACUACAAAUCCCAGCAUCCCCUGCACUCGGUUCCUCUGUAACUUAGACUCCAGUGUGCCGCGCAGUGUGCGCAAAUUCGCAAACCCGCCCGCUGAGUUGGUCGUUUCGGAAUCCCGAGACUUGAAACCCAGCGGGAAGACCCUUCUCACCCUCAAAAGAUGACAGCCCGCAGAGAGUUAACUUCUGUUUACAUGGAACUCAGACAUCUGCAAAUCAUGAUUUCAAGGCCAGAGAAUGGCAGGGGAACAGAAACCCUCAAGUAAUCUCCUGGAGCAGUUUAUUUUACUAGCCAAAGGUACCAGUGGCUCAGCCCUCACUGCUCUCAUAAGCCAGGUCUUAGAGGCUCCUGGAGUGUAUGUCUUUGGAGAACUUCUGGAGCUGGCCAACGUGCAGGAGCUUGCGGAAGGAGCUAAUGCUGCUUAUUUGCAGUUGUUGAACCUGUUUGCCUAUGGGACAUACCCAGAUUACAUAGCCAACAAGGAGAGCCUGCCAGAACUGAGCACAGCUCAGCAGAACAAGCUGAAGCAUCUUACCAUCGUGAGCUUGGCAUCAAGAAUGAAGUGUAUCCCCUACUCCGUGUUGCUGAAAGAUCUGGAGAUGCGGAAUCUCCGGGAACUAGAAGACCUCAUCAUUGAGGCUGUCUACACUGACAUCAUCCAGGGCAAGCUGGACCAGCGAAACCAGCUGCUGGAAGUGGAUUUCUGCAUUGGCCGUGACAUCCGAAAGAAGGAUAUCAAUAAUAUUGUCAAGACCCUGCAUGAAUGGUGUGAUGGCUGUGAAGCAGUUCUGCUGGGCAUCGAGCAGCAAGUUCUGAGAGCCAACCAGUACAAAGAGAACCACAACCGAACUCAACAGCAGGUAGAAGCAGAGGUUACCAACAUCAAGAAGACACUCAAAGCCACCGCAUCCUCCUCGGCUCAGGAGAUGGAGCAGCAGCUGGCUGAACGGGAGUGUCCCCCUCACGCUGAGCAGAGGCAGCCCACCAAGAAGAUGUCCAAAGUGAAAGGUCUGGUCUCCAGCCGCCACUAGGGCCGGCUGGGGCAGCUGGCACUCACCAGGCCUGGGUCAGGUGGGGAGGGGACACCAAGGGCCCAUUUCCUCCCCUCUCUACCUGCAGUGAGUUCCAGACCUGCCCGUCCCCUCACCAGCACCUCCCCACCCUGUUGGUACUGUUCCAGAAAAACUGUUACUCCCCCUCACCCACUCCGUCCUUCCCCAGUUGUUCCCUUCAGACUCAGGGGCUCCACCAAUGCCAUCCCAAAACAGGGUCAGACACUGCCCAGCUUCCCUCCAGGAGGUUCUUGUCUCUGUGUAAGGGCUUGUCUCCCUCCCAGUUUUUCUUUUGCUCCAUGUCAUUUUGUCAGGCUGGUUAUAAGCCGGAGGCAGCUUUAACCAGCCUCCAGGGAUGAUUGUGAAGGAGGCCCCUCCCCUUGUGAGGAGGGGGCGCUCCUCUCCAGCCCCUCGUACCACAGUCCUCACGAUGGUGCAGCGAUUUCUAGCCAGGCGUCAGGAUGCGCUGCUUUCCCUCUCCUGCCUCAUCCCUUGUUGGCAGCUCCAGUUCAGGCCGUGGAGGGACGUGAUGCUGGGCUGUGUUUACUAAACCCACGGGUUUUCAGCCUCUUAAGCCCAGCUCCGAUCUCCGAUUAGUUGGGAGCACUGGGUUGACUAACCUCUGGUAUCUGAGCACAGACAGAGGGUGCUGUGGAUCUGCUGGGUGGCAGAAAUGGUUCCUUCCGGCUUGGCGUUCUCUCCUGGCCACUCUUCCUGCUGCCUCUGACUACUCAGCCUUGUUUUUGGUGUGUAGGCCCCAGCUGCCUACUGGAACUGCCGGCUAAUGCUUGCUCUCCCAAGAUCUUUAACUCCUGGCUGCACCUGGGUAGGGAUGGUGGCACCGAUGCCCCUCUGUCUGCUGAAGGACCUGUUGCUGCUUCUGUCUUUUCACCCCUGCUUGGCUGAUGACCCAGAGCCCUCUGAUGAUGGCAUUCUCCUGGCAAGAGAAAAAGACUUAACUAGACUUCUGAACUUGAACAGUUUCAGGUUAUAUUUUAAUUUUUUUUUUUUGUACAGGUUCUGAUUCUAAUACAUUUCAACAUGCUUUUGUC